AUGCUGGCUUUCAUGGUUGGUUCAAAGCAAGCUUUUGAGGUGCCUUUAGCAGAUGUCUCUCAAACAAACCUUCAAGGGAAAAAUGAUGUGAUCUUGGAGUUUCAUAUGAAUGACACAACUGAAGCCAAUGAGAAAGAUUUAUUGAUGGAGAUAAGUUUCCAUAUACCAAAUUCAAACACCCAGUUCGUUGGUGAUGAAAAUCGCCCCCCUGCUCAGGUGAGUUUGUUCACGAGGUUAACAAAUUUCAUGUUAUAA
Molecule: messenger RNA, 255 nt
Organism: Lathyrus sativus (Indian pea)
Lineage: Eukaryota; Viridiplantae; Streptophyta; Magnoliopsida; Fabales; Fabaceae
Source: the annotation of a GenBank genome assembly